GCAAAGCCUCCAUCUUGGGCAUCCCGAGCUGAGGCGAAAGGGCAGCAGCCAUAUACACACAGUGACUCCAAAAAAAUACAACAACAAGCGCGCUGGGGGAGGAGGACACAAAACUAAAAACAAAGAAAUUAUUGGCAAUUUGCCGAGAUGUAACUUUUUCUCUCUCCUGAAAAGCCAGGGACACGAAUCGCUCCGGAGAGGAGACCAGGAUGGAAAAGAAAGACGGCGGCUGGUCUGGACGCGUCUGGUAACGACUCUACUCGCACAGUCAGCCGCGCUGGAUCCGCUUUUUCUGAGGAUUUGACAGGUGCCAGAGCCGGAGAACGGCUUAACUCACACCAGAAUGGGCAUGAGGAAGUUCGCCAUAUUUCUCUUGGUCCUCUCUCUUUGUGUAGAGGGAGGAUCUGCCAAAGAAAAAGGAACAAAGAAGGGGAAGAAGAAAGGGAAACAGGUUUAUUGUCCGUCACAGCUGUCAUCUGAGGAUCUGGCUCGAGUCCCUGCGAAUUCAACCAGUAACAUCUUGAACAGGUUACUGAUCACUUACGAUCCGAGGAUACGGCCCAACUUCAAAGGAAUUCCUGUGGAGGAUAGAGUGAACAUUUUCAUCAACAGCUUUGGCUCGAUCCAAGAAACGACCAUGGAUUACAGAGUCAACAUCUUCCUGCGGCAGCGCUGGAACGACCCCCGGCUGAAGCUGCCACAAGACUUCAAGUCUGAUUCGCUCACCGUUGAUCCCAAGAUGUUCAAAUGUCUCUGGAAACCCGACCUGUUCUUCGCUAAUGAGAAGAGCGCCAACUUUCACGAUGUUACUCAGGAAAACAUUCUCCUCUUCAUCUUCCGCAAUGGAGAUGUACUCAUCAGUAUGAGGCUAUCCGUCACUCUCUCCUGUCCUCUUGAUCUGACCUUGUUCCCAAUGGACACGCAGAGGUGUAAAAUGCAACUUGAAAGCUUUGGUUAUACAACAGAUGAUCUACAGUUCAUGUGGCAGACAGGAGAUCCUGUGCAAAUGGAUGCGAUCGCUCUGCCACAGUUUGAUAUCAGACAAGAAGAUAUUGAUUAUGGAAACUGCACCAAAUACUACGCAGGAACAGGGUACUACACUUGUGUCGAGGUUAUCUUCACCCUAAGGCGACAAGUCGGCUUCUACAUGAUGGGUGUUUACGCCCCCACGCUGCUUAUCGUAGUCCUCUCCUGGCUGUCCUUCUGGAUCAACCCUGAUGCGAGUGCCGCCAGGGUCCCCUUGGGCAUCCUCUCGGUGCUCUCUCUGUCUUCCGAGUGCACCUCCUUGGCUUCAGAGCUGCCCAAAGUGUCCUACGUCAAGGCCAUCGACAUCUGGCUCAUUGCUUGCCUGCUGUUUGGUUUCGCCUCGCUGGUGGAGUACGCUGUGGUUCAAGUGAUGCUCAACAGCCCAAAGCGCAUAGAGGCAGAGAAGGCCAAGAUGGCAUCCAAGGAGAAAGCUGCGGGAAAGAGCCCCGCUGCCAGGAACAACACGGUCAACGGCACCGGAGGGACGCCGCUUCAUGUCAGCACCUUACACGUCAGUGAAUCUAGCUUGAUACCUUCCGUGGCCGAGACCCGCUGCAAGAAGGUGUGCACUUCUAAGUCAGACCUGCGGACCAAUGACUUCAGCAUUGUGGGAUCGCUCCCACGGGACUUUGAACUGUCAAACUUUGACUGCUAUGGGAAGCCCAUCGACACUGGCUCAGCUCUCGGCAAAUCUCAAGCUAAGAACAACAAGAAACCUCCUCCUCCCAAACCAGUCAUCCCCUCUGCUGCCAAAAGAAUCGACCUUUACGCCAGAGCCCUGUUCCCUUUCUCCUUCCUCUUCUUUAAUGUGAUCUACUGGUCCAUAUACUUGUGAUUAUUAUCUUGAAAUUAUCUUCUGCUAUUAACGCAACACUCUCAUAAAUUCUUUACUGAUCAGAUUUACAUUCAAAGACUCCAAAGUGAGCACUGAGAAAUGUGUUUUCAUACGAAACGAUUACCGAGAAAAACAUAAAACUACCACGUGUUAUUAUUACUAUUAUGAUAUUUCUCUUCACGUAAAAAAGGCAACUAUCAUCAUUCAUGUAUUAGGAAAUGAUUACAAUUUAAUAUUUCUUAUUUUUCAAAAAAAAAGAGAAUAUAUAUAGCAUCUUGUUUUCAAAUAUAUAUUAUUUAUUCACAGUGGUACUUGAAAGGCUAACACAGGAUUGCAGAUAUAACUGUAAUAAUUGGCGUGUAAACAUAUCCACAAAGACUGAUUGCAUACGAAUGGAGCUGAAAGAGCUUUAGAAGAGCAUUUGUAAAUAGGUAUUUGAUUUUUCGCCCCUCGCCCGGUGGAAGUGUGCUCGCAAGUUUAAUGAGUUAAAGCAUUUUCUUCAAGCUUCAAUGCAAAGUGUAACAUUGUAAUUACCUCGCAUGUUAAAAAAAAUUGCAUGUAUAUGAAGAUAAAGUAUAAAUACAUAUAAAAUAUGUAUUAAAUUUUAUUAUUCUUAUGAUUUGCUCUUGAGAAGAUACGUGGAUACGUGGAACACUCCUCUUCCUGUCCAGAUGGUCAUGUGACACUGCCACUCCUCCUGCCAAUGUAACGUUUGACACUUUCCACCUGUAGCGUGUGUAAACGGGUCACCGGUGAACUGUGACCGUGUGUUUGUGAAAUUUGCAAACGAAGAUAAACGAUCAAAUGCUGUUUCACCAUUUGAUGUGAUUAAAAAUGAACUCAAACAUUUGAA
Messenger RNA from Acanthochromis polyacanthus (spiny chromis), 2714 nucleotides. It is a transcript of the gene glrbb, whose product is annotated as glycine receptor, beta b. Gene Ontology annotation, biological process: signal transduction; chemical synaptic transmission; chloride transmembrane transport. NCBI's taxonomy places the organism in Eukaryota, Metazoa, Chordata, Actinopteri, Pomacentridae. The record is from RefSeq and is a predicted model, not a curated record. The transcript has 10 exons. The coding region runs from base 344 to 1861 and encodes 505 amino acids. Gene Ontology annotation, cellular component: postsynaptic membrane; synapse; neuron projection. Gene Ontology annotation, molecular function: extracellularly glycine-gated chloride channel activity; neurotransmitter receptor activity; transmembrane signaling receptor activity.